This is a messenger RNA of Neocloeon triangulifer, 3319 nucleotides long. It is a transcript of the gene Ars2, whose product is annotated as serrate RNA effector molecule homolog. Gene Ontology annotation, cellular component: nuclear body. NCBI's taxonomy places the organism in Eukaryota, Metazoa, Arthropoda, Insecta, Ephemeroptera, Baetidae. Gene Ontology annotation, molecular function: nucleic acid binding. Gene Ontology annotation, biological process: primary miRNA processing; mRNA processing. Bases 131 to 2953 code for a protein of 940 amino acids. The record is from RefSeq and is a predicted model, not a curated record. The transcript is spliced from 18 exons.
GUCACUGGAGGUUGGUGGUUGGUCGCACUGGGCGAGAAGAGACAAGAGACGCCAUCGUUCAUCAUUGAUUCUUCUUUCCCGAAGCCGAUUUCUCGCCAAUUCAUCCUCCUCACAGCUUUAUAACUCGGAAAUGGGUGACAGCGACGACGAGUACGAUAGGAAGCGAAGGGAUAAGUUUCGUGGAGAACGCACCGAGAGGUCGACAACCGACAGAUCGGAGAAUUUCAGAGGCGGCGGGGGAGGAGGUGGCGGUGACCGGCGUGGCCCAUCUAGAGACGAUUGGGGAGACAACUUGCCGUCUGCAAGAAAAAUGGACAAGGGCAACUUCCCAGAGUUCGACCUUUACGAGGCCAAGCGUUUCAAAGAGAGAAUCAACUUUCAAUAUCAAAACAAUGACUGGCAGAGUAGUCGAGGUCGAGGCCCUCCUAAUUACGGAGAGUAUCGACAGUCAGGUGGACGAGGCGGAGGACGAGGAGGCGAUCGUUUCAGCCCUCCUUCAAGAUCACACGACAUGGGUCAACCACCUGUAAAGAGAAGCAGAAAUGACUGGGGUGAAGAAAGACGAUUUGUGCCUGACUCAGGGUAUGGAGGUUAUCAAAACAAUCCUUGGGGUCCAGGAAAUCAGGAGAGCCACUUUUCUCACCACGGGGGUGGUGGUGGAGGAGGAGGUGGUGGUGGUGGAUCAAGCAGGGAUUCUGACGGCUUGACACAGCCACCAAUGAUGUCCUUUAAGGCAUUUUUGCAAACCCAGGAUGACAACAUAUCUGACGAGGAAGCCAUCCAGAAAUUCAACGAAUACAAGCUUGAGUUUAAGCGGCAACAACUCAAUGACUUCUUUGUCAACCACAAGGAUGAAGAGUGGUUCAAGAUUAAAUACCAUCCUGAGGAGUCUGUUAAGCGGAAAGAAGAACUGAAGGCAGCAUUAAAUAAUCGUGUGAAAGUUUUCUUGGACUGCUUGGAAAAGGAUUGGUUUGCCAAGAUUUCUGUUGACAGCGAUCAGUCUGAGCAACUGGUCAAGUUGCUGGACUCGAUUGUAAUCAAGCUCGAAGGUGGCACUGACUUAGACCUGAAGGUGCUGGAAGAAGCUGAGAAUGCUGCAAAAGAGUAUGAAAAGAAAAAAGCUGAGGCUGCAAAAAUCGAAGUUUUGAGGAGGAAGUCCGAAGAAAAUGAAAAGAGCAAAGAAGCUGAAGAGAAAAGCACUGGAGAGCCGAAAGAAGAGGGAGAAGAAACCAAGAAAAAGGAUGAAGCAGUCGAAAUUAAGAAAGAACCCGGAGAGGCAACUGAAAAAAAAGAAGAAGUGGUUGAGAGCAAGCCUAGUAGAAAGCGCAAGCGGGAGUAUCAUUCUGACAGUGGCAGUGAGAGUGAAAAUGAAGAUGCAUUAUCUCAACAUUCGGCUGCCGAAGAAAUAUCAAAGGACACCUCCAUGGAAGAUUGUGAGGCAAAGGAAACUGUGAAGAAUGGGAAAGACGAAAAGGAAUCUGAUGGUGAAGCAGAAGAAGAUAAGAAAGAGGAUGACGCUGAAAAAGAACAGAAAAAGCCAAACGAAGAAGAGCCUAAAGAGGAGAUUGUGAAGCCCCGUUGCCUUCACAAAACUGCUUCCAUCUUCCUGAGGAACUUGGCUCCAACCAUCACUAAACAAGAAGUUGAAGCGAUGUGCAAGCGUUAUCCUGGCUUCCUUAGAGUGGCCAUAGCAGAUCCACAACAUGACCGCCGUUGGUUCCGCCGUGGAUGGGUUACUUUUGAAAGGAACGUCAACAUCAAGGAAAUUUGCUGGAAUUUGAACAAUAUCAGACUCCGUGAUUGCGAAUUGGGAGCCAUAGUUAAUCGUGACUUGAGUCGUCGAGUGCGCACUGUCAAUGGAAUCACGUCCCACAAGCAAGUUGUUCGCAACGAUAUUAAAUUGGCUGCAAAGAUCAUCCAAAACCUGGACAAGAAAGCCUCCCUUUGGGAAGAUGAAAAUGAUAAGGAUUCCAAAGCUGAAACACCAAGCUUCGGAUUGGUGUCCAAGAAUCCGGUCAUGAAAAAUAUAACGGAUUACUUGAUUGAGGAAGCCUCGGCUGAGGAAGAGGAGUUACUUGGCCAGUCAUCUGGCGAUGGUGAGGCUGGUGGGGAGGGUGACGAGUCCACAUGCACCAUCGACAGAGAUGAAACUUUGCUCAAGGUGUUGGACCGACUUUUGUUCUACUUGCGCGUUGUCCACUCGGUUGACUAUUACAACCACUGCGAGUAUCCGAAUGAAGAUGAAAUGCCCAACCGCUGUGGGAUUAUGCAUGCUAGAGGAACUCCCCCUUCCUCUAAAGUGGUACAGCAGGAAAUAUCUGAUUACUGUCAAACUUUCGAGACAAAAAUCGCCUCAUUCCUGCAGCCAGUCGUAAAAUUGUCUGACGAAGAGUUAAAUAAACUGGGCGCUAAAGCCCCUGAUUCCGAGGUUGAAAAAUUUGUCGUCUCCAAUACCCAGGAGCUGUCAAAGGAUAAGUGGCUCUGCCCCCUUUCGGGAAAAAAAUUCAAGGGUCCCGAGUUUGUAAGGAAACACAUUUUCAACAAGCAUGGAGAGAAAAUUGACGAAGUCAAGAAAGAGGUUGAGUAUUUUAACAACUACCUUAAAGAUCCAAAGAGGCCUCAGCUGCCUGAGCAUCCAGGCAAUAGAGCUCAGAAGCGUGAGCAUCCAGGAGAUAGAGAGUCUUUCGGAGGGGGAUCUGGAGGAUUUGUGCCACAACGCUUUGGAGGAGGCUUUGGUGGCGGUGGAUACAAUAAUUACGGUGGCGGCCGUAACUUUGGAGGAGGUGGCGGUUACCACCGCGAGCCUUACCGUGAAGCUUAUUCACGUCCGCCUCGUGGACACUUCAAUCGAGGUGGAGGCAACAGGGUGCCCCUUCUGGACGAUAAAGUUAUCAAUAGACCAGUCAUUGAGUAUCAGGACCUUGACUUUCACGAAGACAAGGAAUUCUUCUAAAAUAUUUUUUUUUUUUACUUUACGCCGUUGUCACUUUCAUCUUUUAAAUUAUUAUUUUCCUUUUCGUGUGGCGCAGCCUAGAUAAUUCUUUAUUUUGUCCUAUUGAAUGUGUGGCAACUUGAUGGUGUUUGGUUGCAGAGGGGGGGACUACCGACCUGUUGUCAACUACAGAGACUUGGAUGCCCCUCGUGAACCAGAAGAAUUUUAAAUGUUUGAUUGUUCAACUGCAGCUUCAACCCACAGCUUUCUGCAGUUAGCUUUGUCUUCAUGUUACACAAUUGUAUUAUUCUUUGUUCCUAAAUUUUAAUUUUUUCGGAACAUAAAUUAUAACCUUUGAUCAAUAAAAAAGCUCUUAGAACUCUCCAA